AUUGAUAUCCGUUGUCUUAUAGAAACUCAGGGCGAAGCUACAGCCAGGCUUCGAACGCUCCGCCGGAGCCACCGCCGUUCCUCCACCGCGUCGGAAAAUUACGGAAAUGAGCUCAGUUUGUGGAUCGGAGCUUCUUCCGUUGUCUUUGGUUCAUCGCACCUUUGCUGUCGGACGACAGUGUCAGAUAAUCGAUCGGUUUUGUUUUCCCGGCCAGAAGGUUAAUCCGAUUUCCGAUUCUCUCCACGUGUCUCCCAGGCGGAGGGCUGUUUUUUUCGCCGCUAGCUCUACCCUGAUUCCCAACGCUGUUCCGGCGAGGAAUGGAGUUUAUACUGUUGGUGAAUUUAUGACCAGGAGAGAAGAUCUGCAUGUUGUCAAGACCACCACUACUGUGGAUGAAGCUUUGGAAAAGCUUGUGGAGAACAGAAUAACAGGUUUUCCUGUGAUUGAUGAUGACUGGAAAUUGGUUGGUCUUGUGUCAGACUAUGAUUUAUUAGCACUGGACUCCAUUUCAGGUACUGGAAGAGCCGAUGCAGACAUGUUUCCUGAAGUUGACAGCACUUGGAAAACAUUCAAUCAAGUGCAAAAGCUUCUGAGCAAAACUAACGGAAAAGUGGUUGGUGAUUUGAUGACACCAGCUCCAGUGGUCGUACAAGAAUCAACCAAUCUCGAGGAUGCUGCAAGACUGCUGCUUGAGACAAAAUAUCGGCGCCUUCCUGUUGUCGACAGCGAUGGAAAGCUGGUUGGAAUAAUCACAAGAGGUAAUGUCGUAAGAGCUGCGCUGCAAAUCAAACGAAGCAUGGAAACGUCAUGAGCUCUCGAUUAUAUUAAUCUACUGCAGCUCAUCGACUGGAAAUGAUUAGUUAGGUGACAUCAUAUAUAGCACAAGUCCUCUUGCAAUGUCUGAAUAUAUUUUGGGCCAUCUUUUCGCCAAGGUAAGAUUGAGCUAAGGUAAUAUCGGUGGAAAUUUUAUUAUUGAGAUGUAAUGGAAAAUGAUAUGUGUGGCCUUGUGGUGUCGAUCCCCUUCAAUAUAUUGGCUUUCUGAUGAAA
Molecule: messenger RNA, 1047 nt
Organism: Andrographis paniculata
Lineage: Eukaryota; Viridiplantae; Streptophyta; Magnoliopsida; Lamiales; Acanthaceae
Product: CBS domain-containing protein CBSX1, chloroplastic-like
Exons: 9
Coding region: 107-811 (234 amino acids)
Source: RefSeq, a predicted model, not a curated record